CCUUUAGCACGGAAGGGAAGGGAUGUCCCUUUCUCUAGGACCCGUGCGUGAUCGCUCCCCUCUGAACGAACCGCCGGAUCUGAUGCCAAUUACUCUCUAGUUGGAGCGCUUUAAAGAUGUUGUGCCCGUGACACCAACACCGUAUGUGACCCGCCCUCCGGAGCGAAAAGGGAAUUUUUCAACACAUGUGGCAUCUUUUUGUCGCUUUCCAGUCUGCCCCCUGGUUGGUGAUCGGUGGCUUUUAACCAGAUAUAGCAAUUGCAGGGGGGGUCUGAAGCCCACUGGCAUGCAAUGGACCAGUGCCCGAGCCACGGGAAUCGCGACUUCAUUUUUCCCAGUUGGGAAGGAAAUGAUCUCGAGCAGAUCCCUGCAGCCAGGCUGCUCUGCUGCAGGAGUUUAGAUCCGUGCUCGCUUUUCCUCCCUUGCUGAACCGUGUCACAGCACGCUUUCUUCUGCCCCAGAGAAAGUGAAGGCGAACCCUUUUCUAAAAAAACAAAAAUACUGCUUCUUUCAAACGACGGGGAACGAGAAGUUCCCUUGCUUGGAAAGUCAGCAAAAAAAAAACAACAAAAAAAAAACCCGCAUCUGAGCGUAGGGAAGCACUUGACAUGGGUGAACUUAUCUUGAAUGUAGUUGGUCUGCCUGGCCUGCAACUUACCGCUAAUUUCUGGGCAUAACUGGAGGCGACCCGAGCCCGCUCAGGCAGGACUCACGGAAAGUCUCCCCGGGCAGGAGCGGGGACAGGGGCUGCCUUUUAAAUACCCUGCGUGCCCAGCUCGGCUUUUCUCCCCUUAAUUUUGCCUAUGACUGGAAAACGCAUUAAUACAAAUCUGUGGGAAGAGACGGAAAGUCAGUGACUCAGGCUAGUUUGCUGCAGCCAAAAAAAAAAAUCAAAAAAAAAAAUUGCCAAAUACAUGUGAAACGAGACGUGGGGAUGAGCCCGGGUGCGUGGCAGCCCCUGCCCUCGCCCCCCGAGACCUGCCCGAAAGAACCAGCUAUUGUUCUGGUCCUCUCUUAUCUGCAGGGAGCAAAUAUCCUGUGUGUGAAAUGCAGAUAUAUUUUGAUCAAGAAGGCAGGACCGGCGGAGAGACAGAAGGUUUCCUCCUCGAGUGACUUCACUUCCCAAAAUUAGCAGAAAAAAAACUUUCAUCCGGUUAACUGUCUCCCCUUCGCUGGGCUGCAACGCGCACAAGUAGAAAGGGCGAGAGAGGCAGAGAAAGGAAAAGUGAAGGCAGGGGAAGGGGGCAGAGAAGUGAACGAGAGGGCAGGGGCAGCACUUCGAGGGGUCGGUCCCAGCCUAAGCCGGGUCAAUGUGUGGAAUAUUGGCGGGGGCGGCCGGAGAUUGUUCCCAAUGGACGGAACUAUUAAGGAGGCUCUGUCGGUGGUGAGUGACGACCAAUCCCUCUUUGACUCCACGUACGGUGCUGCUGCUCACCUCCCCAAGGCGGACAUGACAGCCUCAGGGAACCCUGACUAUGGCCAGCCGCACAAAAUCAACCCUUUACCUCCCCAGCAGGAGUGGAUCAAUCAGCCAGUCCGGGUCAACGUCAAGAGGGAGUAUGAUCACAUGAAUGGAUCCAGGGAGUCCCCAGUAGAUUGUAGCGUUAACAAAUGCAGCAAGCUGGUGGGCACUGGGACAGAGUCCAACCCGAUGAGUUACAGCACCUACAUGGAUGAAAAGAACGGCCCUCCCCCUAACAUGACCACCAAUGAGAGGAGAGUCAUCGUCCCAGCAGAUCCCACCUUGUGGACCCAGGAACACGUGCGCCAGUGGCUAGAAUGGGCUAUUAAGGAGUAUGGAUUACUGGAGAUAGACACAUCCCUCUUCCAGAACAUGGACGGCAAGGAACUGUGCAAAAUGAACAAGGAGGAUUUCCUCCGAACAACCUCCCAGUACAACACAGAAGUCCUGUUGUCUCACCUCAGUUACCUCAGGGAAAGUAGCUCAUUGCUGGUCUACAACACUCCAGCCCACACAGAGGCCUCCUCUCGGCUUACCACCAAAGAAGAGCCUUCCUAUGAUGCAGUCAGGAGAACAGGAUGGGGCAAUAACAUGAACUCCGGCCUCACCAAAAGCCCUCCUGUUGCAGGGACACAAAAUGUGAAUAAGACAGAGCAACAACGACCCCAACCAGAUCCCUAUCAAAUUCUGGGACCUACUAGCAGCCGUCUUGCCAACCCAGGGAGCGGGCAGAUCCAGCUGUGGCAAUUUCUCCUUGAGUUGCUGUCAGACAGUUCCAAUGCCAACUGCAUCACGUGGGAGGGGACCAACGGGGAAUUCAAGAUGACUGAUCCUGAUGAGGUGGCUAGGCGCUGGGGAGAACGCAAGAGCAAGCCCAACAUGAAUUACGACAAGCUGAGCCGAGCCCUCCGAUACUACUAUGACAAGAACAUUAUGACCAAAGUGCAUGGCAAAAGAUAUGCCUACAAAUUUGACUUUCAUGGCAUUGCCCAGGCUCUUCAGCCUCACCCAACUGAGUCUUCAAUGUACAAGUAUCCAGCAGAUAUCUCCUAUAUGCCCUCUUACCAUGCCCACCAACAGAAGGUGAACUUUGCGCCCCCACACCCUUCCUCUAUGCCUGUCACAUCAUCCACUUUCUUUGGAGCAGCAUCAACGUAUUGGACCUCCCCUACAGGAAGCAUCUACCCAAACCCCAGUGUCCCACGCCAUCCUAACACCCAUGUACCAUCGCACUUGGGCAGCUACUACUAGAUGCUAUCACCAUCAGUGGCCUUUUAUCAGUCUGGUUGGAUGCUCUCUUUACUUCUGGGAUUUUUUUUCUUUGGAGCUUUGAUGAACAUUGUGGCCUUUGUUGUGGAAAAAAAUGAAACUGGAUAUCGAUUAUUCCUGGAUCAUCCUUGGUUUUUUUUUUUGUAACUUUGCCUCUUCUGUUUUGAACUGAGAGAUGGACACAUCUUUGGGCCAGUACUCUGCAUUGUGUUUUGGUUACAAGUCUUACAUCCUCUGCAGAAAUUCACUAUGGAGAUUGCUUACCACACCCUGGAAUGAGUAGUAGCAUUUUCCUUUUUUUUUUUUUUUGCAAGAGAAAAAAUCUUUAGCAAGCCAAAGCUCUUAACAAGACAAAGAUCCAGCUGUGGGUCUUAGCAGAAUAAUAUGUUUAUCACAGAUUUAUGACCAAGUGGGGGUUUUUUUCUGGUUUUGGGGGAGGGUAGAAGAUUUGAAUGGUAUGUUGUAAAGACCUGGCAUUGCAGGGGACAGCAACUGGAAUCUUAGCUUUAAGGCCAAUGAGGUUUUUCACCCAACUGGAAAUUUUAUAAAAUAUAUAUUCAUAUAUAUAUGUGUGUGUGCGUGUGUGUGUGCGCGUGUAUAUUUUAAGAAGUAAAGGGCAUUGAAGGAUCUGUUCUAGGGUGUACAACUUGUCUUGAACUGUGUAUUAAUGCCAGAAACAUAUGAGACAGAACAAAAGAAGCAGCAACCUAAUGUCAGGCACAGACAUUCCUUGCAAGCAAAAAUGAAAUAAAGUCAGUGACAGCAGGUCCUAGAGCUCUGCCAAAGUUUUAGGAAUCGCUAAAUGCUAUCGAUUCGCGAACGCUGUGCGUUUGUCAGACCAUCAUCCAAAGGGUCAACAGAUCAGAAGGCAACUUACUGUAUAAAUUAUGCAGAGUUAUUUUUUUCCCUAUAUCUCGCAGUAUUAAAAGAAAGAUAAAAUAAAACGAGUUGACCUCGGUCACAAAUGCAGGGUUUUUUUUUACUAUCAGAUCAGUUGUUUGUGUGGGUUUUUUAAUGUAAUUUGUACAUCUUUUCAAUCUGUACAUUUGGGCUGUAGCUUUGUACUUUUUGCUAAAAAAAAAAAUAAAAAUCUUAAAAAGAAGACAUGCAUAAUGUAUAUGUUGGGAACAGUGCUCUGAUCCUGUGGCUAGAGACAUGAAGACUGAUUCCUGUGCUACUGUGGAGCACCUCAGACCUCUCUGGGUAUGCCUGGAGCACAGAUAUUGUUCCAGUUUGGAUUGAGUUAACUGUUAGUUAACUCAAGUUAAUACUUCCAAGUUAAAGCUGUAUGAAUGCUACGGAACAUUUCUAACACAAUUUUUCACCAAAAUUUAGAAUUUUUUGAAACUUUCGGAAUGCUUGAUAAGAGAAAAUCAGCGCACAAUUUUCACAAAAAUAAUUGAGCAAACUUUUGCCAAAUAUUUGCAUCAAAAUUUGAAGCACUUGUAAUUUUUCAACCAUCUCUAAUUUGCAAAUGCUAGGCUAGACAUUCCACAAAUGUUUGCUUCGGGAUAUAAACAAGAGAGUAAACCACAGACAUCUGAGUCUUGAAGCAGAUGUUUAUAGACGACUUAAACUUGCAUUUUCAAACUGUUAGCUAACUUGUAUUAACAUUCAAUCAGGAGGAGCACAAAUAUCUAGUCUUGACAUUCCCUCUGAGGCUCUGUGUGGAUAUAAGAUUUAGUUCAUUUGAUUUCAGGAUCAGAGCCUUAAAACAGAACAUUAUAGUCCGGUCAUAACUUUAAGCAGAAGCACUGAUGCCGUUAUUUAAAAAGGGGGAAAAUUAGAUCAAGACAAUUGGUUUAGCUUCUCAUAGUGCUUUGGGGGUGUUUAUAGGUAACAUUACUGCAAUAAUCACAAAAAAACAAAAAUUAUUAAAAAAAAUUACCCAUGGAAAGGGGGCUUUUGCUACUAUAUAUAUGCAAUGUAUUUUUGGAUAUUAAAAUAUAUAUAAUUUUGCAAGUAAUCUUUGUGUUUUCUAAAAAAUGUACUAAGUGUUACGCUGCCAUCUGUUGUAUGAAGAUUAUUGUGUAAAAAAAAUGUGAUGAAAUAAAUGGUUUUCUGCUCUAA
Alligator mississippiensis (American alligator) is the source of this 4801-nucleotide messenger RNA. It is a transcript of the gene FLI1, whose product is annotated as Fli-1 proto-oncogene, ETS transcription factor. Gene Ontology annotation, molecular function: DNA-binding transcription factor activity, RNA polymerase II-specific; sequence-specific DNA binding. The coding region runs from base 1352 to 2713 and encodes 453 amino acids. Gene Ontology annotation, biological process: cell differentiation; regulation of transcription by RNA polymerase II. Gene Ontology annotation, cellular component: nucleus. The transcript has 9 exons. The record is from RefSeq and is a predicted model, not a curated record. NCBI's taxonomy places the organism in Eukaryota, Metazoa, Chordata, Crocodylia, Alligatoridae.